Molecule: messenger RNA, 9415 nt
Organism: Anolis sagrei ordinatus
Lineage: Eukaryota; Metazoa; Chordata; Lepidosauria; Squamata; Anolidae
Gene: CREB5
Product: cAMP responsive element binding protein 5
Biological process (GO): regulation of transcription by RNA polymerase II
Molecular function (GO): cAMP response element binding; DNA-binding transcription factor activity, RNA polymerase II-specific
Source: RefSeq, a predicted model, not a curated record
AUUCAGAGGCGCCGAAGACCGGGGCUCGCGGGGAACGAGGCCGCCGGGGAGGCUGAGCCCAAGCAGGGCUUACCUGGGCCGAGACCAAGGCCAACCCCGGCUGGGUCCUUGGCUGGGAAGGAGGGAGGGAGGGAGAUCUCCCCGCGCCACGCCGCUUUCUCCCGCGGGAGAGCCUGGGCGCGUGGGCGGGGGAAUACCUGCUGGGUCCUGCGUCCCGAUCGCCUCUCGACAACUUCCCGGCAGCAAAGGCAGGCGUUUCUUCCCUUCCUCCCAAUCCGGCACUGUUGCACCAAGGGAGCAGGUACCGUAAUUCAAGUGAGAAAAUCCUGUGUUGAAACAACAUAGGAUAUUUUGCUUGACGCCUACUCCUUGGACAAGAUUUGAAGCAUGUAAGCAAGACAGUGUGGUUGCCCUCUCCUGAUAAAUGUAAACUAUUUAUGAGGAAUCAAAGAUGAAUUUGGAGCAGGAGAGGCCUUUUGUCUGCAAUGCCCCGGGCUGCUCACAGCGUUUUCCGACAGAAGAUCAUCUGAUGAUUCACAGGCACAAACAUGAAAUGACUUUGAAGUUUCCUUCCUUGAAAACAGAUAACAUGCUAUCAGACCAAACUCCGACACCAACCCGAUUCCUAAAGAACUGUGAGGAAGUGGGCCUCUUCAACGAUAUAGACUGCUCCUUAGAGCAUGAGUUUAGAAAGGCACAAGAAGAAGAGAACAAUAAAAGGAAUAUUUCAAUGCAUAACUCUGUUGGAGGAGCUAUGGCAGCCCCUGGGGCACAUCAGCUCUCAAAUCCAAGGAUGCCAAACCAUGACACCAGCAUUGUGAUUCAGCAAGCCAUGCCGUCCCCCCAGUCGAGUUCAGUCAUCACGCAAGCACCUUCCACAAAUCGGCAGAUUGGGCCUGUCCCAGGCUCACUAUCAUCACUACUGCACCUGCACAACCGACAACGACAGCCCAUGCCUGCGUCUAUGCCUGGGACUCUACCGAAUCCCACCAUGCCUGGAUCCUCUGCAGUGUUGAUGCCAAUGGAACGUCAAAUGUCAAUGAACUCCAAUAUCAUGGGAAUGCAAGGCCCAAACCUCAAUAAUCCCUGUGCUUCACCACAAGUCCCUCAAAUGCACUCUGAAGCCAAAAUGAGGUUGAAGGCAGCAUUGACUCAUCAUCCUGCAGGCAUGUCAAAUGGAAAUAUGAACACCAUGAGCCAUAUGAUGGAAAUGAUGAACUCCCGACAGGACCAGACUACCCACCACCACAUGCACUCACAUCCGCAUCAGCAUCAAACGCUUCCACCUCAUCAUCCGUACUCACACCAGCAUCAACAUCCAGCACACCAUUCUCACCCUCAAGCACAUCACCAGCAAAACCAUCCACACCACCACUCUCACUCACACCUGCAUGCGCAUCCAGCACAUCAUCAGACCUCGCCACAUCCGCCACUGCACACAAGUGGGCAAGCACAGGUAUCAGCAGCGGCCCAACAAAUGCAGCCCACACAGACAAUACAACCACCUCAGCCCACCGGUGGUCGCCGAAGGAGAGUGGUGGACGAAGACCCCGACGAGAGGCGGCGAAAAUUUCUGGAACGAAACCGAGCAGCUGCCACACGCUGCAGACAGAAGAGGAAGGUCUGGGUGAUGUCACUGGAAAAGAAAGCAGAAGAACUCACCCAAACAAACAUGCAACUUCAGAAUGAAGUUUCCAUGUUGAAAAAUGAAGUAGCACAGCUGAAACAGUUGUUGUUAACACAUAAAGACUGUCCCAUAACAGCCAUGCAGAAAGAGUCGCAAGGCUACCUAAGUCCAGAAAGUAGUCCACCUGCCAGUCCCGCCCCUCCCUGCUCCCAGCAACAAGUCAUCCAGCAUAACACCAUUACGACUUCCUCUACAGUCAGCGAUGUCGUAGGCAGCUCUGCUCUCAACCAGCUUGCAAGUCACAGAACAGAUCUGAAUCCAAUCCUUUAAAGCCCAUUAGAGAGGAACUGCAAUGGGGGAAAAAGUGAUAGCAGAUCAGAUUUCCUUUCUGUUCAAAGCAGUGUUGUUUUUUCAAAGAUAUCUCAGAACUAAGAGACUCUUCAACCCCUAGAAAGACUAUGAGCUCCAUUUUUAUAGUUAUUAAAAUGUCUUUUAUACUUAGUAAUAAUAAAGGGAGUUAUGCAAUGACUAUGCUAUCAGCUUGGGAGAUACUUUGGUGCUUUCUCCAAUUUCCCGGUACCAGCUGUUUGUUCGUUUGUCCGUCUGUUUGAUUGUUUGUUUUUAACCAAAAUCUUCCUGUACAUAGUCAUGUUCCUUCCUGUUUUUGCAGGCUGACCCAAGGGAAACACAUUAUACCACUGAAAUGAGGCAUAAGAAAUCUUAAACUGACAUACACAGGCAACUGGGCAUAAUGGGGCUAUAAACACAUGGAGGAAGUUUGGUUGAUAUCAUAAGUACGGUAUAUUUGUUUUGCAAAAGCACCAAGGCCUCAAAUACAUUUAUAGCCUUAUGUACCAAUUUUGAAAAAUGUAUCCACGUUCUACACAACUAUUAGCUGGAUAGAGAAGGUUAUGGCAGAAAGUUCCAUUGGUCUAGUUCUCCAUAUUUUCCCCCUUUGUCCAAACUGUUUAUCUUUGCAAUUCUGCAUUUGUAAAGUUUUACUUGGAUAUGUUGUUGCAUGAGUUUAAAUUCUUGAGAAUUCUCUUCCCCCCCCCCUCUCUCCUCCCCCUCUCUCUUUCUGAUAUUUUGGUAAAGCAGAUUUCCUUACCCAGUUUAGUUAAAAGGAAAACAUUUGAAAUUAUUACAGCUAGUAGGCGUAGUGCUGCAGAUGAUAGAAAUUUUGUGGUUGCAAGGUCAUUUGUUAUUCUCUAACAGAGCCCGGAAAAGUUAUUGUUUUUGGACUAGAACUUCCAGAUACACUAGCCAUAUUGGCUAGAGAAUUCUGGAAAUUGUAUCCCAAAAGUAACUUUUCCAAGCUCUGCUCUCUAUCUACAGUCCUUUCACUUCCCUUCAGUUCCUAAUACUUCUUUUUUGCUUACUCCCGUGAUGUAUACAUGGAACAUUCAUUUUAAAUAUGCAAUAUGCAGACUUUUAGUAGUACAUGGUGUUUUGAACUUCUGUGGAGUUUCUGGUGUCUUUGAUGUGUGAUCCAAGCGCUUCCUUCUGCCUCCUUUGCACAGCAUAUUUGUCUCUUUCCUCUGAAAUAUCUUGUUUGUCCUUCAUAUAAAAACUCCUCUAAUUUCUAGGUGUUUGCACAAUAUCUGUUAGCUUUCAAGAAACACUAAAGUUGAAGGAAAGCCUCCAGGCUCCCCGGCCAUUUGCUCUGAAACAGCUGACUUGGCCAUGGUUUUCAAUAGCCAUGUAUUUACACCUGUGCUGAAUUUUUAAUUUUUCCACUAAAAGUUUUUUAAAAAAAAUGUUUUUACUGAUCCUGAGUUAAUAGAUUUUUUUAAUAAAUAGUAAGAGUUAAAAGCAGUUUAACCGCAGGUGAAGCCUGUCCUUAAGCCAAGGAGGUCAGGAAGAGAAAGCCUUAUAAGAUUAUUAUUUUUUUGUUGUAAAAAAUUAAAACUCAGUGGCAUAGGAGAAAGGUCAGUCUCAUUAUAUCCACACUGUAGUGGCUUUAUUUUGCAUUGUCAGUCAGUAAAGAAGAGAGUCGCUAGAGAGUCUUAUUGCACCAAACAAUAAAUUAAGCAGCUUGCUACAAUUUGUAAGGCUUAAUUUAUUGUUUGCUGUAAUCAGACACUCCUGGAGGAAAAUGUCAUUAAAAUGAAAAGUAUUAUUUAUCUACAUUUAAAAAUUAUAUACAACUAAACCUCAACAACUAUAUGAUCAGAUAUACUCUGCAGCUAGUGAUUUGUCGUCAUACUGUACAUCCAAAAAAUUUUUAGAGCCUAACUUCUUUAUUCUCAGAAUAAUGAAAUUGGCCAACUCAUGCUAAACAUAAUGGGAUUACUGCAAAUAGCAGCAAACUAUGUUCUGGGACAUGAAAAUACAAACUCACAUAGGAUCAUCUUGGUGAUGGUUGGUAUCUCUUUUGUCAAGAGUGCAAGAAAUCUACUGUUUUUUAGUACAUGUUCAACUAAUUAUCCAAGGCACUAAGUCUACUUGGGGCCUAUACUUUGGAUAGUUCCUUUAAGGUCUGAAAUAAAACCAUGAGUAAAUUAUAUCAGAGCCAUCAGCCACUAUUGAAAUGCCCCUGUUUUCUCUGUGUUAUUUUAGGUGUAGAACAUAUGGUAAGGAGUAGCUUCUAGGCUUCAAACAAUCCAAGUCUUUUCCCCCCAUUCUUACAAUGGGAAUUUCCCCUCCAUUUCACAACUCUACUUGAUAGUCACAUGAGAAAGAUCAGAUAGUGGUUUCUCAACCUGUGGGUCCCCAGAUGUUUUGUCCUUCAACUCUCAGAAAUCCUAAUAGCUGGUAAACACCUAGCGACCCACAGGUUGAGAACCACUGAGAUAGAACAUGCCACUUUCUCUGUUAAACAUUAACUCGAGUAUUCUGUGUGCUACAGUUAAACACUGAUUCACCUACAGUCCUUUCUUGCUCUUUUGUCAUUGAUGAUAUUAAAAGAGCAAUUAAAAUGGUCCCAAUGUGAUCUCUUUCACAUUGCACUUACAAUUUUCAGAAUGAGUUGCAUGCAAGUGACACUGGAUUAUAACUACCGUAUUGAUCUUGGGUGUCGUGGUAUUUUUCUAUCUCAUUGUAUAAAACUGGACUUCAUGUUUGUUUGGUCCCAGGCACUUCCAGUUGCAAUAUAGAUAUCCCAAAGGGCUACACUGCAAUGCAAAAAUGUCUAUUUUUGUUUUGCGUUCCCCCCGCCCCCUUGCAAGCCAUAUCCAUAUUGUGAAACCCAGGGAAGAUUAAUAGUGUAUAGCCUCCUUCAUUAUAACACUUGUGAACAUUUACACUUUGCUUACCCAUAUCAUUUAAGUAUACAACCCCUUAUUGUGGUGAAAAAUGAACAGCAGUCAUCCAAACUGUCAUUUGCUUUUAACUCUUCUUUUCAUUAACAAGCUAACUGUGUCUGUCAAAAGACCUUCUUUGGAGGGAAUUUAUAUUUUUAACACAAAAAAUAUUUUGAGUGUUUGUGUGUGUGUGUGUGUAUACAUGCGUGCAUGGGUUCAUGUGAGUGUGCAUUUUAUAAAGAAAAGCCUUUUAGUUAGACUCUGCUUCUUAGCCAACAAGACAUUUUUCUACAAAAAAAGAUAAGAAAAGCAGGAAAAAAGAUAUAUAAUGGAUUUACGGAAAUUCAUGAGGACCAAAGUAAAACUUAAAACACAACAGGAAUUAAUUUAGGUGUUCACAUAGAAUUUUAUAAAGUAUUUAUUACUAAAUGUUAUUUUUAACAUUCCAUUUAGGCAGCAUUCUUAUAGGGAAUCUGUAUUUUUCUUAGUUACGCUGGGGUUAAUCCACACAGAGAUGGGCUCCUGAACAACUUGAUUUGUGAGCUUUAGCCUCAUGUACGUUUCACUGAAAUGAAACCAGAAGUUGGCAGUUUUACGUCUGGUUGGAUUGCCCCAUUAGUUUUGCAAUGCACAACUCUCAGUGUAUGUAUAUGUAAAUAUAUAUAAUAAAUAUAUAUAUAUAUUAAAAUAUAUAGAUAGAUCUCCAUAGAUCCCAAGCAAGAAUUAUCCAUCCUAGAUGGAACACUUGCAGAGGUCUACUACCUGGAAAUGUCCAGAAUUCAGUAUUUUCUUUAAAGCAGCAUCUGCUUUUUGUAAAAAAAAAUAAAACAAAAAACAAAAAUGUACAAUUAUACAGUUAUUUCAUUUUUGUUGAAGAUGUGCAAAGGCCUGCUAAAGGGAAAUAACCCAUAUAUAACUGGAACGCUGCCUUUAUGAACAAGCUCCUUGCAAGCAACUCCAACAAGGAUCCUGUUCAAUGCUUACUUCUUUUCUAAUAUCUUGUGUGAGUUGCACUAAAACUGCCUUCUCAGUUCUUCUUGGGUCCCUUACUAAAAAGUGUCCGUUAACUUAAAAAAAAACAUGGAAGUUUGACUAUAUAUCCAGUAAAGUUAUCUGUCAUGCCGCUGAGGUGAUGGGGAAGGGAAGUAAAAAAUUGUAAUUUGUGAAAGUGUUAAAAUAGGACUUCGACAACGGACCCUAUUGCAGCCAUUCAGCAUCUUACUGCAUUUCAAUUAUUUAUGUUAUUUGAAAAUUGCACUUUAGCAGUCUCUCCUGUUUUCCCUUCCCUUGUAAAAUGUCAGCCAGUGAGUUCAUUAGAUGCUUUGACUGGUGAUGAAGUUCCUCUUGUUCCUUGCAACAAGUCUAAAGGAGAGCUGCUCAGAGAAGGGGAAUAGGAAAAAGCCAAUCAGUAGUAUGAUUUUAAACCACAUGCCCUCCUUUUUCUAAUCCUAAGAUUAUUAUUUUUUAAGAGAACCCUUUCUCAAAAAAUCUUGAAAAAUGAAACUUUAUUAAAUGCUAAGAAUUCUCCAAUCAAGGUCCACAGGCCUAUUCCCAGAUCUCUGAUUUCUCUAUGCCUGAAAAACCACAUAAAAUCUAUCAUGUUUAUAUAUAUAUCCGUUAUGCCGGGGGGGGGGGGGGGGAUAUAGCUAUCUGGAGUAAAAUAACAACAUUUCCCAAAUAAGAAUUCUUCCUUUUGUAAUGAAAUUUUCAUUUCACAUUUUGAACUCUCCUUGCUGUGUUUGCAGACCUUUGGUAACUUUUCCUGCCACUUACCUUUGGAUGCCAAAAUUGUUUUUCCAAAUGUUUAACGGAAGUUUUAAGUUACUGCACUAUACGUUGAGCAACCCUUAUUCUGCAAUCCAAAAUACUCUUUAACACUUUGCUUUCUGGUUCAUCCACAAACUUCAUUUCAUACACAAAAUCAUUAAAAGCUAUUGUGUAUAAAAUAAGUUUCAGGUCGUGUGUAUACGAUGUACAUUAAACAUAAUUGAGUUUUGUGUUUAGACUUGGGCACCAGCUCCAAGAUAUGCAUAUAUGCAAAUACAAGUAUUCUCAAAUCUGAAAAAAAAAUCAAACCCUUUCUGGUCCAAGCACUUCAAAAAAGGGAUGUUCAACCUAUAUAAUUAGGGCACAGAAUUCUUAUUGGGUGGUAACAUUCUUCUUUUGCACCCUAUAGCUAAACCUCUGCAUUUUGUCAUGCCAUAGGAGAAAAUAAUGUCUCAUAGCUAUUUGGGUGUUUAAAAAAUUAUUGUCCAGAUAUUCAUUUUUAAUUCCAAGCCCAUACACUCUACAAGCCAGCACAUACUUGUUUCAAAAUAAAUCCACACCAAAGCAGGUUGGGCUUCAAAUUCAGCCUACAUAACAUUGUGCUUUAAUAUCUUGUUGCCUUGCAAAUUACAGCAUCUUUUUAUUUUAAAAUAGUAACAAUCUUAUAAGGACAGUCAUAUCUGAAGCAAUACAAUGUGAGAGGGUUUUUUAAAAGUCUAGUCCAAUGAAAAGGGUUUUUUUUAACCCCUGUACUAUUUUGCUUGUCUUCUUUGUGAGCAUUGCCUUGGUGGUAAAGUUGUUCACCAAGGUUAAUGUUUUCUAUUCUGAGGGCUACUUCAGCUGCUUAGCCUCAUCCCCUAAGUAACCUGCCAUUCUGACAAGAGUUAUCAGAAGCAAUAUUCUUUUCUGCAGGAGUCUGGAUCCAAUUUUUGUCAUAGGUAUAGCAGAGCCAUUUAAAUCAGUAGGACUUGAGUUUCUUGAAGACUCGUCACAUUGAUUUGAGUAGGACUAGGGGCUCAUCCACACUGCAGAAUUAUAGUGCUACUAUAACAGUUCAGGGAGAGACAUAUAGAAGUUCCUAGCCAGCAUCCAUCAGUGCCUCACUAACCUACAAACCCCAGGAUUCUGUAGGAUGGAACUUAACAUGGAAUAAUAAUGCUAUAGUUGUGUGGUGUGAAUGGCUUCCUAAGCUAGGGACAAUGUGACCUCCUCUCACCUUUACUGUACAGUCUAGAGCAGAUGGGAAUUGCUGUCAAUAUCUGGAAGGCCUCGUGUUCCCCACCCAUCAUCUGUCAAAAGUAUGAAUAUCUAUGUUGUGCAAAAACUACUUCUGACAUUUUAGUGUCCCUGUAAACUAUGUACAGGGUGGAGGGAAAGGGUGUCAAUCCAAACUGUUCGCUUUGCUCUGUGAUAUGAAUUCUCUUGAGCAGAAAUCUGCUUUCGUUCCAAGUUUUCUUUGGAUAACAAAUGAGCAUCAAGACUGUUUAUACCAAAAAAUAUAUAUGUAUAAUCUGGAAUACACCAUUUGUAUGUUCUUGUUUGAGAGAAACAAACAUUUCACAUAAUUUUUCAAGCUCUCUUUGAGAGGAUUGUUUUGUUACUCCUGUGCCAAAUGGCAGUUCCUAAAUGUUGCUUCUCAAGUCCACAAAGGCUGCAGGUUUUUUCUUUGUAGUUGUAAAAGUGUAUGUGGAAGGAGACCUAAAGAAGGAAGAGGGGAGAAAAAUUCCUUUCUGAUGGUCUCUAAAAGUCAUUUUUAAAUAUGAUACAAACAAAAAUAAAGGCUUAUUAUGGAUUCUCGUUUAGUGCCUCUCACCAUUGAAUCAAUAGCUUUGAACAAUAUUGCUCUUUUCCCCCAUCCAACACCUUGUUUUACAAACCAAAAAUGUCAGCUUCACAGGUAUUGACUUUUAAAAGAGGAAAAUAAAAGACAAAAAUGGGGAAAGUUGGUCUUUUAUAACAAUAAAUCCCAGAAACCCAACUGGUGCAUGCUGGGAAGUUUAGUUUAUAAAAGUGAUUCUUUCCAAGAGGAAAUUUGUAGAAUACCUCAUUAAAAUUGAUCUAUUUGUCACCUUGGAAAUGUUAUUCAAAGCAGACUUUUCAUCAUAGCUGUGAGAAUGUGAUGAGACAUUUUAUAUUUGGAGAAUCCCACAAACUAUUUAAACUGUCCUUGAUUUGGUCCUGCCAUCAAAAGCAAUUCAAUGUGACUAAAGGAAUCCAAGCGAUAUAAAUAAUAUUUUCUAUUUUCUCUGGAGACUUGUUUUAUUUCUUCGUCGUCACCAUUGUCACCCCCACCUUUCCAAAUUAUUCCAUUUUAAUGUCUGGCUAAUCAAUGCAAGUUGGUUCUAUAAAAUAUUAUUACUCGACUGUAUUGAUUUUUAAAGGAAUACUUAGCAUUAAGAAGAGUAAACACUAUGGCAUUUUGCAGGGGGAUUAAAGAGGUUGCAAAGGUUGUUUGCAUUCUAUGCAAAAAAAAUGUUUGUUUUGUUCUGUUUUUAAAAAACUCAACAACCACCUCCCUGUCUGGGAGGAGAACAACAAAAUUGGUACAUACCUGUAAAUAUGUGCUGCUGCUGUUGCUUUUACUAUGUUUAAUUUUAUGUUACGCUUCUUUUUGUUGCAUUGUGAACACAUUUAUUACUCAUGGACAAUGAGCUCAUUGAGAUUGUACAACUCAACCCGACUUCUACAUCUCUUUCUAACUUGGAGAGAUUUUGUGCAUUUGUACAAAUGUUAAUAUCACUGCAAUUCCAGUAUAAUAAAGCACUCGAAUGCAAUUAAA